This is a messenger RNA of Magallana angulata, 892 nucleotides long. Its product is annotated as ribosome biogenesis protein NSA2 homolog. The record is from RefSeq and is a predicted model, not a curated record. The coding region runs from base 81 to 863 and encodes 260 amino acids. NCBI's taxonomy places the organism in Eukaryota, Metazoa, Mollusca, Bivalvia, Ostreida, Ostreidae. Gene Ontology annotation, cellular component: preribosome, large subunit precursor; nucleolus. Gene Ontology annotation, biological process: maturation of 5.8S rRNA; maturation of LSU-rRNA. The transcript is spliced from 10 exons.
AUUUAUUUAUCAGCCACUACUUCCUUUUUAGACUGCCGAGGAAAAACAUUGCCACACGAUUUCACAAGUCCUUAUAAAACAUGCCUCAGAAUGAACAUAUUGAACUUCACAGGAAGCGUCAUGGAUACAGACUCGAUUAUCAUGAGAGAAAGAGGAAGAAGGAAGGGAGAAAAGCUCAUGAAAUGGCAGAAAAAGCCAAAAAGCUCAGAGGAAUAAGAGCUAAAUUAUACAACAAGAAACGACAUGCAGAAAAAGUUCAAAUGAAGAAAACAAUAAAGAUGCAUGAGGAAAGAAAAACAAAGCAGAAGAAUAAUGAUGAAGUACCAGAGGGAGCAGUACCUGCGUACUUGUUGGACCGGGAGGGUCAGAGUCGUGCCAAGGUCUUGUCAAACAUGAUCAAACAGAAACGCAAGGAGAAAGCUGGAAAAUGGGAUGUUCCAUUACCUAAAGUUAGAGGAAUGAGUGAAGCAGAAGUCUUCAAAGUUAUCAAAAGUGGCAAAACAAAACGAAAAGGCUGGAAAAGAAUGGUCACUAAAGUUUGUUAUGUGGGUGAAGGAUUCACAAGAAAACCACCCAAAUUUGAAAGAUUCAUUCGCCCUAUGGGCCUACGAUUCAACAAAGCACAUGUAACACAUCCAGAACUUAAAGCUACAUUUUGUUUACCCAUCAUCGGUGUGAAGAAAAAUCCAACAUCAACCAUGUACACAAGUUUGGGCGUCAUCACAAAAGGAACCAUCAUUGAGGUUAAUAUCAGCGAAUUAGGUCUUGUGACACAAGCUGGCAAAGUGAUAUGGGGUAAAUAUGCCCAGGUGACAAACAAUCCUGAAAACGAUGGAUGUAUCAACGCUGUACUAUUGGUGUAACUUUGCUUAUAAAUAAAACUCGGCAGUCA